Messenger RNA from Sycon ciliatum, 1960 nucleotides. RefSeq names its product legumain-like. The transcript is spliced from 10 exons. Gene Ontology annotation, biological process: vacuolar protein processing. Gene Ontology annotation, molecular function: cysteine-type endopeptidase activity. Lineage: Eukaryota; Metazoa; Porifera; Calcarea; Leucosolenida; Sycettidae. The record is from RefSeq and is a predicted model, not a curated record. Bases 210 to 1532 code for a protein of 440 amino acids.
CUGACUAGUCAGCGAAAAGAACCGACGAGAACGGCAUGCACUUCAAUCCUCUCUGGCUCUACAUUGUAGCUGCUCAUGCUUGGCUGAGGUGAAGGAAGACAAAUAUUAUAUCCCAGCAUUCAAAUAGCCUGCUUCACUAUCGCGUCCUGGACCGAGCAAUCCACAACACCUCUUGAACGGCAGUCAGUAGAGGUAGUUUUGAACCCACCAUGAGGUACUUUGCACUCCUGUCCCUUUUCUCCCUAGCUGCAUUGGUAGCAGGGUCUCCAGUUGAACCUGAUGCGGAGGGCAAACACUGGGCCGUGCUGGUUGCUGGCUCGGCAGGUUACUACAACUACAGACACCAGGCCGAUGUGUGCCACGCAUAUCAGAUCCUUCACAAGCAUGGCAUCCCGGACGAGCGCAUCAUCGUCUUCAUGAUGGACGACAUCGCGGAGAGCAACGAGAACCCCACCAAGGGCAUCCUCAUCAACAAGCUGAACGGCACGGAUGUAUAUCACGGCGUUGUGAAGGACUACACCGGUGAGCAGGUCACGCCAGAGAACUUCCUCAAUGUCAUCACCGGCAACAAGGAGGCAAUGGCUGGCAAGGGCUCUGGAAAGGUCCUGGAAAGCGGUCCCAAUGACCAUGUGUUCAUCAACUUUGUAGAUCAUGGUGCACCAGGCUUUGUCGCCUUUCCUCGUGGCACUCUUAGUGCCAAGGAGCUGAACAGCGCUCUUGAGAAAAUGCACACAAAGAAGAUGUACAAGCAGCUUGUUUUCUACAUGGAGGCGUGCGAGUCUGGAUCAAUGUUCGAAGGCGACCUUCUGCCUAAGAACAGGGACAUCUUUGCCACCACGGCCGCCAAUGCACACGAGUCGUCAUACGCUUGCUACUACGACAAGCUGCGCCGCACCUUCCUGGGCGAUGUCUACAGCGUCAAGUGGAUGGAGGACACUGAUAAGGUUGGAACGACUGAAGACCUCCAGACACAAUUCUUGUCAGUGAAGGAGGAGACCAAGAGCAGCCAUGUCAUGGAGUUUGGAGACAUGAAAUUCAACACGGAGCAGAUUCAGGAGUUCUUGGGCGGUGUUCAGGGCAGUGCCAUUGACAAGCAACUGAGGCGUAUCACUGCACCGGCUGCCAUCAAGGACUACUGUGCCGACAAGGUGGCCUCGCCCAAUGUUCCCCUGGCCAUCCUCUAUAACCGCUUGAUGGACGCCACCACUGAGCAGGAGAAGACCGAGCUGCGCAUCGCACUCUCGGACGAGCUUAGUCUUCGCAAUCAAAUCGCCGAUGUCACAGCGAAGAUCGUCGAGGGGGCCAACAACUCUGACCAGGACAUGACCAGCGAGAUCUUAAGCACUAAGACGCAGCCACGUGACUUUGACUGCGCCGAGGCUGCUGUGCAUGCCUAUAGCAGCAGCUGCUUUGAUGUCUCACAGGUUGACUUUGCGUUCCGUCAGGUCUAUGCCCUCGUCAACAUGUGCGAGAAUGAGAACUUCUCCAAGACCUCAAUCCUCUCCGCUAUUGGCAGCGUUUGCAAAUCAUGAGAAGCCGGUGGCUAUGGUCAAUUAAAUUAACUUGGCGCCUUUUCCAAGAUCAGUUUUUUGAGCUUACUCGUUCGCACGGAUACAGAAGUCUGCCUUAUUGGCUCUCACACGGAGCAAAGGAUAAUUUAUCCUUUUUUUCAAUUCUUUCACACACACUCCACUUGUAUUCAGUAACCUGUCACAAUAUUGGCCACGGCUGGGUGUGAUGCGCACCGGCGGCCAAUCUGUGACAAGUUGCCCACUGCCAUGACUUUGUAAUGUUCAGUGGUCUGUCCUGCUUGUCUAUUUCAUGAUUCCUGCUCAACUUCCUCCACCUUUUAUUAUCUACACAUUGAUUGUAUUACAUGUAUACAUUUUUAAUAUUGUGUUCAUAAAAACAACAACAUUGCGUCAUUGGUCAAGGUCAAACUACGCCCUUUCUAAGCUCA